Centropristis striata (black sea bass) is the source of this 3756-nucleotide messenger RNA. RefSeq names its product DENN domain-containing protein 1A-like. Gene Ontology annotation, biological process: endocytic recycling; endocytosis. Gene Ontology annotation, cellular component: clathrin-coated vesicle; cytosol. The coding region runs from base 221 to 3223 and encodes 1000 amino acids. NCBI's taxonomy places the organism in Eukaryota, Metazoa, Chordata, Actinopteri, Perciformes, Serranidae. The transcript is spliced from 23 exons. The record is from RefSeq and is a predicted model, not a curated record. Gene Ontology annotation, molecular function: guanyl-nucleotide exchange factor activity; phosphatidylinositol phosphate binding.
GUUUCUAGCAUUUGAUUGCUCCAUAUUCCAUACUUACAAGUAUUUUACGCCAUAACUACAACUCCCAUAAUUCCGUGCGCGGAGGAGCGUGAUCUACGCGUGUAGACGGAGAACACGGACCAUGGCGUUGUACAGCUCUGAGGGACAGGUUAGCAUCUGAACAACACCUCCGGACCGACGCGUCUGACCGCUGCGACCCGCUGCCGGAAACCUCGGCAGGAUGGGUUCCCGAAUCAAGGAGAGCCCCGAGUCCACUUUUGAGGUGUAUCUGGAGGUUGCCCACCCAGGCACAAGCAGCUCUGGGCCAGAAGUGCAAAGGCAGUAUCCUGGAGACUACACAGAUCAGGAAACUCUUCACACUGUGCCCAAGUUCUGCUUCCCCUUCAGCGUGGACAGUCUGACAGUGAACCAGGUCGGCCAGAACUUCACAUUUGUGUUGACUGACAUUGACAGCAAACAGAGAUUUGGCUUUUGUCGGCUCUCCUCAGGAGCACACACCUGCUACUGCAUUCUCAGCUACCUUCCCUGGUUCGAAGUCUUUUACAAGCUCCUUAAUAUCGUUGCAGAUUACACCAUCAAAGGGCAGGAAAGCCAAUGGCACGAGUUCCUGGUGUCACUACAUACACUCCCCAUACCUGAGCCUGGAGUACCUGUUCAUCUUGGUGUGCAUUCCUUCUUCACUGUGCCUGACAUAAGGGAACUCCCCAGCAUACCUGAGAAUAGAAACCUAACAGAGUACUUUGUAGCAGUAGAUGUCAAUAACAUGCUUCAUCUGUACGCUAGUAUGCUUUUUGAACGCCGAAUCCUCAUCUGCUGUAGCAAACUAAGCACUUUAACUGCUUGUGUCCAUGGGUCUACAGCCAUGUUAUAUCCAAUGCACUGGCAACAUGUUUACAUUCCUGUCCUGCCUCAACAUCUAUUAGACUACUGCUGUGCCCCAAUGCCCUACCUCAUUGGAGUACAUUCCAGCCUGAUGGAAAAAGUGCGAGGGAUGGCUCUGGAUGAUGUUGUGGUCCUGAAUGUGGAUACGAACACCCUGGAAACACCCUAUGAUGACCUUCAAAGCCUACCCAAUGAUGUGGUCUCAGCUCUAAAGAGUCGUCUGAGGAAGGUUUCAACAACUACUGGUGACGAUGUGGCGCGAGCCUUCCUCAGGAGUCAGGUGGCUCUGUUCGGCAGCUACAGGAACGCUCUGCAGAUUGAGUCGGGAGAGCCAAUAACAUUUAAUGAGGAAACCUUUGUGAGCCAUCGUUCCAGUUCCAUGAGACAGUUCCUCCAGAAUGCCAUACAGCUGCAGCUCUUCAAACAGUUCAUUGAUGGCCGGUUGGACUUGUUGAACUCAGGAGAGGGUUUCAGUGACAUCUUUGAGGAGGAGAUCAACAUGGGCGAAUAUGCAGGCAGUGACAAGACCUACCACCAGUGGCUGUUCACUGUGAAGAAAGGAGGCGGGGCUAUCUUCAACACAGUGAAGACCAAGGCAAACCCAGCCAUGAAGACCGUUUACAAGUUUGCUAAGGAUCAUGCAAAAAUGCGUAUCAAGGAAGUCAAGAGCAGACUGAAGCAAAAGGAACAGGCAGAAAACGGCUUCUCCACAGCAGGGUCAGCGGUCAUUGAUGACAACACAGCAGGGUUCACUUCCUCCACCAGUGUGGUCAGCAGAGAGGGGCCGAUGAGAACCUUGGAUGACCACAGGCCGAUUACUGUGCACUUUGGACAGGCCCGGCCACCAAUGCUCUUGAAGAGACCAAGUAGCAAUUUGAGUCUGGAAAGCAGCGUUGACCACUCUAUCCGUCCUACUCGCCACUACACAGUCUUUCUCUCAGAGGAUUCGUCCGGAGACGAACUCCAGUACGACAACGACUCCAUCUCUGGUUUUCCUGACAGCUUUCUCUUCUCCGUCCCUUUUGAGUGGUCGCCUCUGCCACAGCCGUACCGCUCCCUGAAGGAAGCUGAGGCAAUGGAAGGGGAAAAUCCUGAUUUUGGGGCUGAGAGUCACACUGCCCCUUCCAGCCCAGUUAACGAGAGGUUCUCCAGUGUCAACCUACUGGGGGAUAUCUUCGGCUGCCAGGACGAGCCUGACAACCAACCAAUCACCUUGGCUAAAAGUCUUGAGGACCUGAGGACUACCAAAGAAUCUGAGGAGCUCCAGGCCAAGUUCACCUACCAGCAGAUGGACCUGAGCGUCUUCGAACACUCCCGAACGCUUCCAGGCUUCAAGCUGUCCAACCCUUACAACAAGCUGUGGAGUAUCGGCCAAGACGAAGCAGCCUUGCAUGUUUGUGUUCCUCCGUCCUCCAGCAGACCGGCGGUCCAACUCUCUGUGCAGAUGGAGUCCCACUCUCCCAACAGUGAAGGCUCCGGCCCGGGUCCCGACCCUUUGGACCCUUCCACCCCCGGUAACAUCACCAUUCCUCGCCCCCACGGAAGGAAGACGCCUGAGCUUGGUACUGUUUUAGCGCCCCAUGCAGCCCAGUUUUAUCCUAAACCGGCAGGAGCUGGUGGAGGGGCUACAUCAGGGGGACAAGAGUUCAGGCAAGCCCUGAGCAUGAGCACAGAUGGAGACCUACUGAAGCCCACCAAGGACAGUAUAGAUCUAAUAAGUCUUUUAGACCCUCUUAAUAGUUCAGCACCCUCCAGUUCCUCUUCAUUGAGUGACGUGGCAGAUAUUAGUGUGGCGUCAUCUUCCGACAAACCGACUCUGCCCCCCAGGUCUUACCCACAGGGCUUGCCCCCUUUCCCCCUGCAUCCUCCUAUAUCUCUUAACCCUUUCGCCCAGUCGCUACAGCAAACCUCCCCUCAAAUGCAUUAUUCACCGACUGUAAGUGGUAAUCCUUUCAGCGUGGUCUACGGACCUCCACCAGGCUCUUACUUGCACACAUCAGCCCAGCCACAGUCCUUUUCUACACUACCAGGGGUCUACAGACAGUAUUCACCAGGCAAUUCAACUCUGCCACCCGGCUAUGGACUGCCCCAGUCAGCCUUCCCCUCCUCACUCACCUCCCGGUCUCACUUUUCUGCCAGCAAUCACGCUCUUUCCAGUCAGGCAGACUCCAUUUCUGUCCCCAGUACAGCCAUGAAUAUACUGGCGAAGCCGCUUCAUGCUGAGGGACAAAGCCAGAAGACUCAGGAUCCUUUUGGGGAUCUGCUGUCUAUGGCCAAGCCAGCUACUCCCCCAAAAAAGAAGGUGGAAGACCUUCGGAGGAGGUGGGAAACAUUUGACUAGAACCUGUGAAUAUGAACUGAGGGGCCCCUCUCUCUCUGUCACUCGCCAAACGUCCCUCACUAAUGUAUCAGAACCUUCUAUUGUAUUAAACAACGCUCUAACACUCUAAUACAAGCUACUCUUCUUCUGCAACUCACAAGAUCAUCAUAAAAGAAUAAUUAAAAUGAGUUAAUUAUUUUAAUUUGAGUAAUUAUUAGCAUAUUAUUUCUCCUGCAAGCUAACAUCGAAGGUACUUUUAGUUUUGUCUUCAAACAACACAACAUAGUGAGUCCUCUCAGCUCACUCUUUGUUUGGCUGCACUGUUCAUUACUCCAGGUGUAUCUGCUGACCAGAGGUUGAUGCAGGUGUCUUUGCUCUUGCUAUUACCACCAGUAACCACAAAUCAACCAGGACUGAAAUCUCAAAGAUCAUAACUUAAAAUAAAUAGCUUUUAUUGCCAAAACACAGGUUGUCAUUGGUAUAUUCAUAUUUGUAACUUUUUUUCUUUUUUUGGUUUUCUUCGGCUCCUGUGCUGUGCACAUGGAGUAUAUUUU